CCAGCUGCAGAGCGCCCCGCUGCCCCCCCCAGGCGUGAAUGACAGAGGAGGUGCCUCCGACUGCGCUUUCCGACGUAAACCUGCGUCUUCUCUGCCACGAUGACAUAGACACAGUGAAACAGCUCUGUGGUGACUGGUUCCCAAUCGAGUACCCUGACUCAUGGUACCGAGAUAUCACGUCCAACAAGAAGUUCUUUUCCCUCGCAGCCACAUACAGAGGCUCCAUCGUGGGAAUGAUAGUAGCAGAGAUCAAGAGCAGAACAAAGGUGCAUAAAGAGGAUGGAGACAUCCUAGCUUCCAGUUUUCCUGUGGACACCCAAGUUGCUUACAUCCUAAGUCUUGGAGUGGUGAAGGAGUUCAGGAAACACGGAAUAGGUUCUCUGUUGCUUGAAAGUUUAAAAGACCAUAUAUCAACAACUGCCCAAGAUCACUGCAAAGCCAUCUACCUGCACGUCCUUACCACUAACAACACAGCAAUAAACUUCUACGAAAACAGAGACUUUAAGCAGCACCACUAUCUGCCCUAUUACUAUUCCAUAAGAGGGGUCCUCAAAGAUGGCUUCACCUACGUCCUGUACAUCAAUGGUGGGCAUCCGCCCUGGACAAUCUUUGACUACCUGCAGCACAUUGGAUCAACGCUAGCCAGUCUGAGCCCGUGCUCAAUUCCCCAGAGGAUAUAUCGACAAGCCCAGAGCCUUCUCUGCAGCCUUCUGCCGUGGUCUGGCAUUUCUGCCAAGAGCGGCAUUGAAUAUAGCCGGACGAUGUGACUUGAUCAGCAGAUGUACAAAAACCAAAGGAUUGUUCUUCCUUCCACCUCCCGAACCAUCCGGCUCUGCACUGAUUCCAGAGGUGAUGGCUCUUGGUCAGUGACCCAGCCCCCGAAAAGGACUCCUUAUUCCACAGCUUGACCAAGAUUUUGCAGACUUCGCACUCGACUGGCUGCAGCCCCGACCUACCCCCGUGGGCUGGG
Molecule: messenger RNA, 970 nt
Organism: Oxyura jamaicensis (ruddy duck)
Lineage: Eukaryota; Metazoa; Chordata; Aves; Anseriformes; Anatidae
Gene: NAA60
Product: N-alpha-acetyltransferase 60, NatF catalytic subunit
Exons: 7
Coding region: 39-767 (242 amino acids)
Biological process (GO): N-terminal peptidyl-methionine acetylation
Cellular component (GO): Golgi membrane
Molecular function (GO): protein-N-terminal amino-acid acetyltransferase activity; histone acetyltransferase activity
Source: RefSeq, a predicted model, not a curated record